Messenger RNA from Hirundo rustica (Barn swallow), 1270 nucleotides. Its product is annotated as condensin complex subunit 1-like. The record is from RefSeq and is a predicted model, not a curated record. The coding region runs from base 61 to 876 and encodes 271 amino acids. The transcript is spliced from 9 exons. NCBI's taxonomy places the organism in Eukaryota, Metazoa, Chordata, Aves, Passeriformes, Hirundinidae.
GCGGCGGCGGCGGCGGCGGCGGCGGCAGCCAAGCGCAGCCGGGUCGGGGGAAAGGCAGAGAUGCCAGGGAUCCACCCGGACGUCUGGGGGACAACGUGGCUGUGUGAGAAGGCAGGUGAAGGCUCUAGGCUGCCUCCAGAAGUACGUCUUGUUGUGUACAAGCUUGCCAGCAAGGCUAAGCCAGCACUGGAGAAGAGGAGUGCCCCUUUUGGAGCGGCACAGAAGCACCUGCCGUUCGGUCGCCUGAGUGAGGCGGCUUCGGCCAGCCAAGCCGUCCCUGGAUCCCGUCACGGGGUCAUCUGUCACGCUCACCUACCGGCUGGCAGAAGGAGCAGAUGCGUGCUGCCAUCGUGCAUGUGUGCUGUCAGCAAGCUGUGGAGAAGCUGCAGGAGGCUGCUGAGCAGCAAGCGGGGGAUUCUCCACCCAGAGUCCACCAGAUGGCGCCGUCAGCCUCCCCCGUUCCUGCCGCCGCAGCCGGUGUCCCCGGUGGGACAGGUGGCCCUGCAGCAGGUGGCCUGUUUGGAAGCGUCUGCGCGUGCAGAGCUAGGAAGACGCUACCUCCUGAAAGAGGAGAAGAGCAGCAAGACCUGUGACAGCAGCAUCAGGCAGCAGAGAGCCCCGCUGGUAACAUGCCUGUACCUCCCACCUGAGAGAAGAGAAGGCUGUGAAGAAAGAGGUUGUUGUGCCUGCCAUCUUUCCUCCACUCUCCUUUCUGCGCAGAGCACACGGAAGGAGAUCUCCUUCCAGGAGCCGUGGCUGCUGACAGUGAGGCUGAGCUCUUCUGCAGUAUUGUCUGUCUCAUCAGCUCCGAGUUCCCCGAGUCCUGCUCGCGUCUGCCGUUCACGAUGCUGGAGAAGUCCCCACUGCCUGAUGUGAGAUCCAACCUCAUUGUUGCAGCAGGAGAUCUAGCCAUCUGCCUCUGGGACCUGCCGGUGCCUUGGACAUCAUCUCUCUGUGCCAGGGUCAUGCUGUCUACCACCUGAUUCCAGGCAUCAUCAGACACCUCUGGGAUCCUAACAGUGGCCUACAGGAGGAAUCCUUCCACGCUAUGAUGAGCACAGGCAGCCUUACCCACCGGAUUGCCGGAGGACAACAGCUACCAGACCUUUCUGCAGGAACACAGCUUUGACGAGACCACUUCAUCUGGGCUGCUGCCACCACGGUGCCAGGUUGGAUGCUGACCGUGUCACUGAUCUUUUGUGCCAUUGCAUGUGUUUUGUUUCAUUUUAUUUUACGUUUUUUUCUCUCCUAUUAAAUGGUUUCUUUCUGA